AUGGCGACUGAGCUGGAUGUCGAUGCUCCAUGGAGUCACUCUCGAUCUGUCAAUUGGGAUAGUGAGACGGUACAAAGCUGGCUGAACCGUGAAGCGCCCCAUCCAGAUGCUCAGUUUCUGCUCACCCAAGGUCUACAAUCGGUGUUUUCCACUGAGCCUCGGGAACAGUCACUCUUGUACACGCUUGCGUAUAUAGCGGCUGCGGGUAAUGCAACUACGCGUGGAACCUUCGAACGCCUCAUAGACGUAGCUGGCGGAGCACAGGAGCAACGUAUUGUAGGAGGGACCCAGCUGCUAGCCAUCAGACUUGCUGAGAGAAUCGGAUUGAGCAAUAUCAUUUUCAAUGCUCCUGUGCGAAAUAUCGAGUUAAAAGGUGAGACCUACCUUGUCUCCUCGAAUAAUCAAUCGGUCAUAGCAAAACACGUGGUCGUUGCCAUGUCUCCUCCCCUGGCAUCCCGUAUCACUUAUCAACCAUUGCUGCCAGCAGCGCGAGAUCAUCUCACCCAGCGAAUGCCAAUGGGAUCUAUUGGGAAAGCAUUCGCUGCAUACGCUACUCCUUUCUGGCGGGAGGCCGGUCUCAACGGGCAGGUGGUCAGCGACACUGGGGCCGUACGAAUUACUUUCGAUAGCUCCCCUGAUGAUGGUUCAUUCGGUAUCAUGAUGGGCUUUAUCGAGGCGGAUGAAAUGAGGAGACUAGAUCGACUGCCUGAGCAUGAGAUAAUCGAAGAGAUCACCAAAGACCUAGUCCGCUACUUUGGGCCCAGAGCGGCUAAUGUUCAGAACUGGGUCAUUCAGCGGUGGGAUCUGGAACAGUUUUCUAGGGGAGGGCCUGCUGCAUAUGCACCUCCGGGUGUGCUCACGGCGUACGGUACAUCCUUGAAGUCACCGCACGGUAGGCUCCAUUUUGCGGGAACAGAGGCCUCUUCUUUCUGGGUUGGGUUCAUGGAUGGCGCAAUUCGAUCUGGAGAACGUGUUGCUACGGAGAUUUUGAUGGAUUUGUAG
This is a messenger RNA of Aspergillus oryzae RIB40, 1002 nucleotides long. Its product is annotated as flavin monoamine oxidase family protein. The transcript has a single exon. The record is from RefSeq and is a predicted model, not a curated record. Lineage: Eukaryota; Fungi; Ascomycota; Eurotiomycetes; Eurotiales; Aspergillaceae. Gene Ontology annotation, molecular function: oxidoreductase activity. The coding region runs from base 1 to 1002 and encodes 333 amino acids.